AGCAAUCAAGCCUUGGCUAUUAAACCAAUCAGAUUGUACUUAGGUGUCUGAGUCAUUUUAGACUAGUGAUAACGAUGUCGGAUAAAGGUUAUUGGUCAGUGUGGCUUUCGCAUUGCAUAGUAGACUAGCACGGAAAGUAUUUACAUAUUUGCAAGUUUACGCUCAGGCAGAUUUUCACGUGGAAUAUGGGUGGGAGAUCAGGCAAGUUCGUGGUACCUCAUACAGCAGAGAAGACCGAAGACAGUCUUCGUAAACCUGAUGCUGUUGAGCAAGUUAAAGCGUUGGAUAGCGAACAGUCAGUUCAACACACAGAUGAUGUUAAGCUCGAAAAUGGUCACAAAGAGAGGUGUUCCCCGGGAGAAGAAAACCAUGAGCAGGCAAACGGCGAUGUGACGAAGUCAGACGUCCCACAGAAUGAAGAUGCAAAACGGACCAAGAAAGGAAACCCGAUAUCACGAAUUUUACGACGUAUAUCCAGAAAAGGCUCUAAUCUUAAAAAACACUCUACCGACAACACUUGUGAAAAACCCGAGGAUACUAAUAAUGACGAAAAACAAGAAGUUACCACAACUGAAGCACAAUCUCCUGAGUGCACAGCAAAUAGUAAUGUGGAUCCCACUUCAGUUAGUCCUGUCCUACUAGUUGCAGACAACCUGGUUCAAGAUGUUAUCAUUUCUGCCACUCAAACUCGUUUGGAAGAAAUCCAAGUCUGUGAAGUGAGACCGUAUGAAGAAAAUUAUAGUCACACUGAGACAAAAAAUGAUACUCAGGAAUCACUCUCCGAGGUAGAAAUUUCACAUGUCAGUUCUUGUGUCAAUGAAUCUUAUGUAAAUGGUGAACCUGUAAACGAAAGUAUAGACAAAUCUGAAGAUGUUCUGGUAAAUGGUGUUCAUGCACAUGAAGAGGUGAAUGGUGUGGAUUGCAACAAUGCCAAUGGAUAUGUUGAUGAUAACGUAAUCCAGUCUAAGCUAGCAAAUCUGGAACUGAUUAACGGACAUUCUGAAGUUAAUGGAUUUCAUUAUGAAACAAAAAACUCAGUGAUGGUAUCUAAUGAUUACUAAGAGCAUGACAAUGUUUACAUCUAUUUUGUUAAGCAACUUUACAGUUCAUCUUACAAGUCAAAUAUUUUUCACCCCUCUGUAAUAAAAUUGAUUGUCUUUUUCUUUUGGAUAUUGUCUUACUAAUUGUUUUCUACAUGCAUCCGGACGUUCCGGUCAUAUCACAUAAUACUAGGUGAGAUUACUGUUUUGAUUAUUUAUCUAUUUCUAAAUUUAUACACCUGAAGCGCAUUAAUUACUUUGGAUUACUAAAUGUGAUAAUUUAAUAAAUACAUAAAUUAUAAAUGAAUAAUGCUGUUAGAUCAUAAGGAGACCUGUCCGAAGACAUGCUUCUUUAUUUACCUUGCUGAAAAAAGCUGUAACAUCGCUACCACACUGUUACUUCCCGAAAUAUUUCUGGCGUGAGUGAAUAAGUGGUAGGUUUGUUUAGAAUAUAUUGAGAUAAACGUGAUAGGUUGGGGGAUUGCAUUGUACGUCAGUCACAAGUCAAUGAAUAGUGACAUUUUCAUAACAAAACUUACGAUCAAGUAAUCCAGUUAUUGAAAAAUGAUCCCAGUUAAAAGAUCACAGUCUCCGCUCCAUUUUGAUAUACUAGGCUGUCAUGGAAUCAAUCGACAACAAUAAACGUUACACAGAUUAUUUCCAAAAGGCGUACUUUGAGGACAAUAUCGUCUAACUUUAUGUGCCAGUGGUAUUCAUCAACAAAACGAUCAAUGUAUGCUACAUGCACACGUUUGGUACAAACAAUUGUAUUCAGUUAAUUUCUUUCUUUACUGAACUGUUACUAAAAUUCUGUUCAAAUAUCUUACCUUUUAUCCUCACUAUAUCUGUAAAUCUGUAUCCAGGAUUAAAACAAUGGUUUCAAAUAAAUGCUUACAUUUCAUAAUUGUUAAUAUCGACAAGUUUUCUACUUGGUUUUACUUUACAUUACUCUUCUCCAAAUCUGCUUUUGACUGCUUUUAGAGACCUCUUGUAUUUGGAUAUGACUUUAUUUUUGGCUUUUCAAAAAUCAUGUUUUAAUAAUACGAUCUGGUCAAAUAUAUAAUCGUAAAGUUUUCAUCGACAAUCUUAUGUCCAACUUUCUUUUAGGAAAUCAUUGCCCUAUUUCAUUCAAAAUAAUGUCACAUUGAUUUAACCAUUAUUAUUGAUUUUAAAUGUACGAAAUAUUUUAAAA
Molecule: messenger RNA, 2232 nt
Organism: Schistosoma haematobium
Lineage: Eukaryota; Metazoa; Platyhelminthes; Trematoda; Strigeidida; Schistosomatidae
Exons: 6
Coding region: 186-1061 (291 amino acids)
Source: RefSeq, a predicted model, not a curated record